AUGCAAGGCGAGGCUUCGUCCGAUGGUGUCUUAAACGACGAGCCGCAUCAUGCAGCAGUAUGUAGAAAGGUGGGGAAAGUAUUUUUUUUUCCGUAGCAAUCGAGGUAGAGAUGUGGGAAUUUAACUCAAUGCCUAAAUAAUUGAUUUUUGCUGUAGCUCACCACCGUUGAAAAAGGUUUAAGUUUUUGGCGUGAAGCCGUAAACGAAAGUCCUGUGUGAUAUUCGUUUUCUUUAGCACAUCCUUCUUAGCGGACUCCAGUGUUAAACCUUUUAAAUUUUUUUCCUUUCUGAAAGAGCUGGCCAACGAGCGUUUUUGUAUUAUAACUACCCUUUUCAAUGACAGUAUUUCUGAAUAAAGGAAUUCUUGCGGUUACCAUCUCAGAAUUGCGCAAGACAAGAAGAUCGAGAUGGGUUUCGUUGUAAGGCCUGGGGUUAUGAAUAUUUCGGUGUCCAAGUUACAUUCAUAGCAUAAAAAAGAGUGGAAAACAUUUCACAACCUGCAGGUUUCGCAAUACCCAGGUCAACUUCUUUUCUCGUUCUGUGAUAAAUGUCUUCAAUUCAGUCUUCGCGUUUAUAUUGAGCAAUAAGCUUAAGCUUAAGUAUUUUGACGUAUCCGUCAGCGUUCUGCGCAUAGACAAGCCUUUUUCGGUUUUCUUCAAGCUCCCAAGUUUAUUUCUUCUUAAGGUGUUCAAUAUAAUAUGUAAGAAAGAAUCUAUAGACGUCCGCGGUCAAAAUUUAAUCUUUACUUUUUCGGUUUGAAAUUUGCGUAGCGAUACUCGACUCUUCUCUAAUAGAUGAGAACGUCUCUCCUUGAAAGCUAACAAACCCCUUGAUGUCAGAUGAAAUAUACCAACGAGCUAUUUAUAGCACGGCAUCUACCGUGAAACUGAGCGAAUGUCUCAGAUUAAACCAUUUAACGCUUAGCUAUGAGCAAUUCGAACCACCUUUCACAGCGAAAAACCGAUUUGAAACUGAAAGUUGCGUUGUAUCAGUAACUUUCUCGACGUUUAAUUAAAAAAUGCUUGCUCGAUAUUUGGCGAUAUACAUUCCAAUAAACUUAUUACGCAAGUUAGAACGUUUAAAAAUUCCUCAAGCGCAGUAUUUUGUCUGUCCUUGCCUUGAAAGUUGCACACUAUAUUUUGUAGGAUAUAUCUGAUCUCUGUCUACAUAUUGGAACUGGGAUUAAUGGUAAUAAGUUAUUGAUGUUUUACCGAUCUGUGCUUUGUUGCUUUUGUUUAUUAACAUAAUUAAAUCAGCUGAACAGUUUAGAUCAAUGACAAGAUAGCCAUUGUUUUUUCAUUGUUUAGGCGAAAUUAGUUUCAGUGAAAUUUCUUAGUUUAAUUUGCCCAAGAGCCUUCAGUUCACUGAUGCAUGACUAACUAGCUGGUUAAAUUAAUUACCAGGAUGAAUAUUAGAUGCUGGAAAAAGGAAAAUUGUUUCCUUCGGUGUGCAUGAGCCAUGGAAACAAAGUUGUUAGUUUGCAAGAGUAUUAAUGCUGAAGCGAGAAUUUUGGAAACCAGUUGUAAAGACUGUACACACUACUUCUUUGUUAAGUUUUUCCUUGCUUCCUCCACUUUAAGAGGAGUCAAAAAAUUAAAUUUCCAGUUUUGAUUUUUUAAAACUUGAAUGUAAAAAUACUUAUGUUCUCUGAGGAGGUCACUCACAUCUGUCAUACCACUGUACACCCUUAUUAGGGAGCUUAAGUAACGACGACGGCGACAGCAACGAGAAUGGCAAAGAAGCAAUAGGUUUAGAUUGGCAAAACCACAAGUUUGCAUGUGCAUCAUACUUUUUGGUACAUUUCUUAGCCAUCGUUGCAUGACUACAACGUGAAAGUGCCUCAUUUUAUGUUUUGUCGAGGACGGGAACACAAGACAACAACUUUCUUUUUCUUUUCCCAAACUUAAGAAUUCAACUCCAAAAACAUUUGCGAGCGUUUGUCGAAUUAAGCAAGAUAGAAUAAGCGCAAUAAAAUCUGAGGCUGAGCUAAUUCACUUUUAAGUGACGUUUUCAUAGCCGUCGCCGUUGUUGAAGGUUCCUGAAAAGGCGUUUCAGUGCAUUUUGAGUGACCAGGAAAAGAAAUUUUAGCCAUGAGAAUGAUGCCUUGAUUUACCCACAUUUCCAAACAUCAACAAAACAAAAGUGUUGUUAACCAAAUUAAAGUGAAAUAUGGAUGGAUUUCUAGUCCCACUUAUGUUUCUGCAGAGCAAAAAAGAUGUCGGUAGUGUACCAUGUAUGUGACCAAUUUUGACGUCAAAUAGUUUGUAAUAUUUCUCUCAAUCAAUGUACUGUUUUGGCAAUAAAACCAAGUAAAUACAUUGAUGAUGCAACUCUGGCAUGACUUCUAUCACAACAUUAAGGCCAGCUACAUGGGCAGCAAUGUCUUUCGACUUUGAUCUCGCCACUAAAAUUUUAGAUUUACCGGUAAGAUUUUUAUCUGACUGUAUUGUUUGAGCGGACAUAUUGUUAAACUUACCUUUAAACUCCUGCCAGCAACAUGACAAAUUCCAUCACCUGUGAAACUAAUAAAAUGUCAUUUACCAAUGCUGCAGCAGCUUUGCAUUGUACAUCUUUUUAUUGGCAUGUUAUUUUUUUUUUCUUUUGUGAUUUUUUGGAAAGGCACAGCAGUUAUCUGUUCAAAUUUGGCUUUAAUCAGCUGUCACUUAAUAUAUUACCCUGCAAACGUAGCCAUACAGUAUUUCCGUCCGAUUGUCACUUCUUUCCACUUUAACAGUUGCUUUUUGGGUGGAGAGGAGCUACGACUGGAAAUACAUCUGUUUUCGCGGGCUUAUAUCACCAGAGAAGAUGUUCAAAAAGGCUGGUGGAAUGAUAUUUUCACUUUUUUGUUGAUUUUAGUAGAAAUAAGCAUGUACAAUGGUGCAGUUAUCUUUAAGUGACAAGGUGCUUUACAGCCACUGUUUCAUCAGGAGCAGGCAUUAAUUUAUUUGACAUUAAAUGUGCAGUGCAACCAUACAAAUAACAUAAGUAGAAAUUAACGUGACUGAUUCUAGUGUUCUGAAAUUCAUACAGGAUAUUUUUUAAAGUGCAAUCUUUUAUUUACAUGACAAGUUAAAAAUAGAAAAUAAAAAAACAUGCAACCUUCCCAAAACCAAUUAAGAGCUGUAGUAAUAAAUUUAAGUUGCAUGAAAAAUGUUGAAAUUGAAUGCUGUCUUCAACACAUUAUAACAGCAAUUGGUUUUCUUUAAUAAUUUAACUUUGCACGUUCAUCAACCUUACCCCCAUCUCUUUCAUAUGAAGGUCCUACCCCCCACCUCCCCCGCUUCCACCCAAGCUAGGGAAUGACUAUGGUUAAGAGAUUACUGGCAAUAUAGUCUAAAUUUAUUCAGUGCUGUCAUCAGCAAGAAUAAAUGCACCAGCUGGCAUUGCUUAUUUUGCCUUAAGUGGUUUUAGCAUCCCUUAUCAAAUAUAGUUCACCACUAAUCUUGUAGUCAUUGACGUUUUUGAGUUGUAAAGAGAUGAAUAACCAGAUCCUGAGCAAUGCUAAAAGUCAGGGCACAGUUCUGUUAAAAACCACUUGUUAACUUUUUAAGCCCAAAUAUCCACAAACAAAUUCUCCAAACUGAUCUUUCUACGUUUCCUUUAAGAAUUGGUUGAGAGAAUUUGAUAAAAGAUCAUGGCAUUUUCUCUUUGGUGAUCAUUUUAUUAAUUCUCAUAACUUUAUGUCUUCAUAAUGUAUGGAUAUUGUUAGGUGAAAGUUGUUGUUGGUCAGCAUUGGCACCAAUAAGGGGUUAAGUACAGCUGUUAGACUACAGGUUUCUAGUAGUCUCUUAUUGCAAUCAGUACUUUUCUUCAUAGGUUUUCUUUUGAGGGGUCAUUAAGUAAUAAUUACUUACCUUAUAUGUACAGCUGUGUUUUGUUUUGUGUCUCCUUUUCAUUAAGUAUGCACAGAUGUGUAUGUGCAUGAAAAAAAUUAUAAACAAAAGUUCAUUAUAAUUGUUUUGGAUCUCCCAGCUGUACAUGUGCUGAACCACAUGGUAAUAAAAUAAUUAAUCAUUAAACCCAAAUGUUAUGUUUGCUCCAUGAGGAAAUGUUGGUUUUGUGACUUAAUAUUUCUUUUUGUAAUUUGACAUUUUUUGCCACCAGGUUUUUAGUAGUAUAAAAACACAUGGAACUGAUAUAGAACUCACUUCAAUCAAUAGGAUUCUUUGAAUACACACCUACCAUCCUACCUCAACUGUAGUAAAUGCUUCUGACUAAUUAGUGCAAAAUGUUGGAUUAGGGAAGGGGUACGUGUGUAUUUUACAGGGUUCUCAUUAAGUACAGGUAACCUGUAAAAAAAUGGCUACUUGGAAUUUUGAGCCUCCUACCUCUGGGGAAAAAGGCUGGGGUGAGAAAGUGAAAGCCUGGGCUGAGGCUGGGUUAAAGCUGGGUUAAGAUAACCAAGGGUUAGUGCAAGAUUUGAAUUCAGAUUUGAAAGCUUAAAAAGCAUUUCAGUUUGCAUUCUUUUUGUCUGCAAGUUGAUGAUUGGAAGCUCUAAAAGUAACGGAGAAAAUUAUGCGAGAAAAUGUUUUGAACACAAGAAAAAGAAACCAGGGUUAAAUUUAACCUCGUGUUAAGCGCUAAUUGGCCUUUGAACAACUGGGCCCUGGAAUUGCCUUUAGCACUCAAAACAUCUACAUGUACUUUUACAUCCUAUAGGUAUUUACCAUAAGACUCAAUGCGAAAAAAACCUAAAUUUACCAGAGUUUUAUACCAAUCUGCAUUCUCACUUAAAAGGGAACACUUUUUCCAGUCCUUGCCUGACUUUGUCAAUAUAUCAAGUUGUAUUACCUUUGUUAGGUUCUACUCAUAGCCCAGUCAAAAUGCCUCACAACAGUGGGCAGGAUGGCAAAAUCCCAGGGGGCUGGGGAACUCCCUUUAAUAGCCCAUAUGGGGAGGCUCUGCCUGAGCUAAUAGAGGCUUUUUCAGGCUUCAGGUACAGCUGUAUACGAAAGAGUAGGGAUUUCACUUGUUGAAGUAUAUCGAAGGGUAGGGAAAUGUGUCAUUUCGGUCAGUAAAAAGGGUCAAAAGGGAGAACAGAUGCAUUUUGCGGCUGUGAAAAAGUUAAGAAAACGUUCUGGUUUUGUGAUUUAUUCAAAAUCUAAAGAGAGUGCAUUUAAUUACAGCAAAUUAUUAAAGCUAUAAGGUGGAUGCAAAGUUCUACUUAGUAUUUGAAAGGGGUACCAUUCGUCAGUAAAAAGUAUACGAUAGGGGUACCUUUUCUGCCAAAAAUGGUAAAUAAAGGGGUGAGGGGUCAGACCUCAGGGCUCUAGCCUCCCCGUAUUAUUUUCUUGUUAGUACCCCCAGUGAGGAGGGAUUGGGGUUGGAGGGGGACAAAAUGGUGUGCUGUCGAACCAUUUUGACUGGGGCUGCACUUAUGGAGGGAUUGACAAUGCCUAAGGGAAAACCAAACUUUUGCAAAUGUGAAACAUGAACCAUAAAUAAACCACAUAACCAUAAAAAAAUUUAUAAUUUAUAAUUGUAAAAAAAAUGUACAAUAGCGUACAUGGCAUACUGUUUAACUAUAUAGCUUAAAUUGCACAGAUCCUCUUAGACCACUGAUCCUUUUCAGAUUAUUUUUACCUUCAUAGUUACUUGAAAAACCAGUGUCAAAAGUUGAAGACGUGGUAAAUCAAGUCUUUUGUUGGAGGGGCUUAAAUGUGUAAAUCUCUCAAUGACCUUUCAGUUGUGAAAAUUUUGGAAUUAAAGUUGAUCAAAUAUUUAAAGCCGGGUAAUGGCAUGUUGUCUUCAUAAUAGCAAUAAUUAGGCAUUAAAGGUUUUUCAUGUGUUUAAUCUCUUCAAUGUGUUUUGUUUUUGUCGUUGUUGAAUUAAAGCGCUGCAGUCUUAAGAGUUAAUACACUACUAACAGAGACUGAUGUGAGAAGUCUUUUCUUUUUUCACAGAUGGAGAAACUUAUCCAUCAAAUGCAGGAUGAAAAGACUGGAGUGCCCAUUAGAACUGUAAAGAGUUUCAUGUCCAGAAUUCCUAGUGUUUUUACAGGUGAACAGCAGUUUAAAAAUACUAGUAGUUAAACAAAAUAAUGAAUAUUUUGUAAAUUGGAGUUGUAAUUUUCAUGGGUUAGAGUGGAACAGAAGAGCAUUUGAAAUCUGUAUGUUUAUAUAUUACAGUCGAACCUCUUAUGGCCUGCACCUCUCCACAACGGCCUCCUUUCUACAACAGCCACUUUUUUGGUGGAUAUUUCAUACAUUGACUCUUGUUUAAACCUCUCUACAACAACCACUUUCUUGUGCCCAAGGUGGCCAUUGUGGAGACUGAGGUUCCUUUGUAUAUAAGAGCUUAGGAGCUGUUUUGGAAUAAUGCAUGUCUAGGGAUCUACCUGAAUGCAGCCUUCUUGUAAUUCCUACAUGUGCGCAUGGUCUGUUUUGUUAGGUGAGUUUUACAUUACAGCUGUCUUCCUCAAGGAUAGUAAAAUAAAUUAAAGUGGAAAGCAUAACCCUUUAAGCCCCGAGAUCCACAUACAAAUUCUCCAGACUGAUCUCCAUUCAUUUCUUUCAAGAAUAGUUGAGAGAAUUUGGUUUACAAUCAAAGCAUUCUCCCUUUGAUAAUCAAUUUAGUAAUUCUCAUAACCUUUACUCUUGUUCACCCGCUGAUGUUGUAAGGAGAAAAUUGAUGUUGGCCACUCUUGUGACCUAAAGGGAUAAAGGGGCGAGGAUAUUGCUGUGUUAGAUCAAUUCUGUACUGAAGUCAUUACUUUAAGUUCCCUUACCCAUACACAAAAUGCUCUAUUAGAAGAAGAUAUCAAACAUGUUUGAUCAGGAGGCAAUAAGCAUAAUUAUUAUACAUUGUACUCACUAUCUGUCUUCCCGCUGGCUAACAGCCUACAGCUAAUUUUGGAAAUCAGGUCAACCUAUAGAUUAGUCAGUUAUCUGCUAGCAAAUAACUGACUAAUCUGUAGGUUGCGCACACAAUGCAUGAUUUCCAAUAACCACAUCAAUUUAGGUUCAUUGCGACGGUGUGUUUGUCAUUAUUUUCUUCAAAACAAUGUAUAAUAAAAAUCUUCAAUGUUUAAUCAAGUUUGGGCUUAUAGAAUUUAAUGUCACAGUUUUUCAAUGACCAUGAAAUUCAGAAUCUGGGUAGCUAGUUAAUAAUAUUAGUUGUGGCCCUGAAAAAAUUUGAAGGAAAAAAAAAACUACGAAUUUUUAAGAAAAUGCUUUUGUCGUGAGAAGGACUCUUAAACGCUGACAAAUGUCAACAAAUAACCAAAACUAUAAUUUGUAUAUGUUUACAUCACGCGCAAUUAAAAGGCCCUAAAGCUUUUUGCUGACUUGCAAGGACCCAUAUGUUAUUCUCGGUUUUCACAUGACGUCACCAUAAUUCAGACUAAGAAAAUACAGCUUCCUCUGAGUUUCUACUUUCGUGUGAUAUUAGAGCAGCUUAAGACCUUCAUAGAAACAAAUUUUCGGUUCAAAAGGGUUCUCUGUUUUGCGAUACAGGAUGCCUGAAUUUCCAGGCUUUUGCGUGACGCGUCAUUUAGCUGGCGGCUGGGAAAGCUCUCUUGUGGGUUAAAAACAUUACGGAUUCUUAGAGAUUUUGCUCUCUAAACAUUCCUUGUAUUAGAAUAAUAUUAAUCUUUAUAAGUUCCUCAAGCAAAGAAUUCAUGCAUAAGUAGCAAAACUCAAAAACAGAUGUUUCUGUUGGUUUCCGGCGGCCAUAUUUGUUCCCCUGAAAGGGACACAAACAGGGCGUCUCCAUACAAAGCUUUAUAAAUUUGGGUAAAACGUUUUUCCGAAUAUCUCGCAUAUGAACUGUUGCUUAGACUUGAUUCUUGGCAAGGCUUUUUGUAUAUUUAUCUUCUUUCAUUUCCCAGAUUCUAGACUUUCUGUAUUAAAAGGUUUCCGUUUUUAUUUCUGCUUCCUCACGUGAGUGAAAACCAAGAAUAAAGAACUCCAGAAUAAAGAGAUAAAUGUCACAGUUUAUUAGACCUAAUCGUGUAAAAUUUGCUUAUCAUUUUCACAUAAAUUAUGACCUAAAUUUGCAAACCGCUGAAUUUCUCGCAUUGGGUCUUUGCGAUUUUGGUGAAACUCUGUUCAACCCAAGGCACUAAUGUGCACUAUAUGUAGCCGAAAGAUUUUCACAAAAAAAUGCCAGCAACAGUAGAAUUUCGACUCAGACUCCAAAGAGGCGUGGCACUACAACCACGUGACAUUUACUCGGAACGGCAAAAAUUUUAUAUUAUAUUGUAGAUUGAUCUACAUGUUAUCCAUGCUAUAUGUUUGACUUACUAUCAAAGGAAAGGUGGGGAUACCAGAGAGCUUCAAAGUAGGAUGGUACCCUCACAAAAUAACUGGAUCGAGUCACCUUAAAGUCCUGUUACUAUAUGGACUGGGAAUGUGCAUUUUUGUACCAUCUGUGAAAUUGCAUUUGUGUAGGUGGUGCUUGAAAAUCAAAUGUGGUCCUUGAAAAGUCCUUAAAAAGUGGUUGCAUUGUUUUGUAUGAACCCUGCCAUCCUCGAAGACCCAGGGACAGUCAGUUGGGCUGGGAGAAAAGGCACGAUGAAAGUACAGUGAAACCUCUAUUAAGCGGACACCCUCUAUUAAGCAGACACUAGGCGGGGUCCCGAAAUUAACGUCUCAUAUUUCCCUUUAUAACGAACCUCUAUUCAGCGGACACCUCCAUUAAGCGGACGCAGACACUUGAAUUAAUGAUAAUUGGCUAAUUUCUAUUGUUAAAAACCUCUAUUAAGCGGACAGCGGACUGAAUUGACAAUGGUAGUAUUGGAUUACUUCCUUGAAAUAUGUUCUGUAGUUGAUUAAUAAAGAUAAAUCAAUACAUUUGGCUGUCAAUGAACUGUAGAUUAGACGGAUAUCCGGCAGUAUUAUUGUCAUCCGCGAUCAAAGUUCACCUAAAAGUCAUGCGCAAAGUACAGCACAGCUUCCUUAGUUUCCUCAACAACAUGGAACUUAAUCACAAUACAGAGUAACCGUUAAUGUUAAUGUUAAUCGUUAACAAACGUUGCACAAUUUUUACAAACCUCUAUUAAGCGGACACCCUCUAUUAAGCAGACACUUGGGAAGGUCCUGAAGGUGUCCGCUUAAUAGAGGUUUCACUGUAUUCAGGUACGGGCGGAAGAACCCUUGGGUACUGACUCUCACCAGACCAUUUCCAAAUGGUCGAGCAAAUGUUGGCUCCUGAUUGGGCACAGAAAAUGCUUUGUAUUAUUGUGCCAAAUCGGAACAGCGUCUCCUGAGUUCUUUUCAUUAGUUCGUACACGACAGCUUUUGUCUCACCAUAUUUGUCCAUUUCGUUCACCAACGUUUUAUGUGCAAGAGGAACUUUCAUUUCCUACUUUCCUAACCAGAAACAAAGGAACUACCAAUGAAUCAGAUAAACGUUUCAGAUGGUAUCAGCAGGAAAAUUUCAACUUGCAUCGAGAAAAUUUUGUUUGUGACUGAUCACAAGGUAUCGUAAAAUUAAUAAUAGGGAGUUUAAGAUGCCAUGACUGCAACGACAAUGAGAACGUCAAAAAAGUAAUAGCUUGACCAAGCAAAACAACAACUUUGCAUGUGCAUCACAUUUUUUUGUACAUUCUUUGCUGUCACUGCAUGCCGUAGCCGUGCAGUGAUGGCAAAGAAAUGUACAAAAAAGCACGAUGCACAUGUAGAGUUGUUGUUUUGUCAAUCUAAACCUAUUGCUUUUUUGCCAUUCUUGUUGAUGUUGCCUUUAUCGUUGCUUAAGCUCCCUAUUCAUGUUUUGAUGGGGCAACUGAAUAAAGUUCAUUUUCAUUUUGCAGGUAGUGAGCUUGUCGACUGGGUCAUGGCUAAUCUUUCGAUUGAAGACAGAGGUAGUAAAUUAACCUUGUUCGUGAAUACCUUUAUUACAAAAAGAAAUGAACAGAGACACAAACAAGGACUGGCUAAGAAAACUACAUGUUGUAAAAGCAAGGAAUAAUAAUUAUAUUGCUUCUACUAAGUUUUUGCAACCAUCCUAUAUUGUUUCAUAGUGUUCUCAAAUACUUUGUGGGAGAGCCAUUCUUGGUUAUGAGGAACUGGCUUAAAUUGCAACCUCUUGGAAGAACUUUGACUGCAUACAGCAGUGGCGGAUCUAGACCUUCAGAUAAGGGGGGCGGUCUCCAAAAAAAUUUUUUGUUGGCCUAAAAAUAAGGGGGCAGGGGCAGGGGUAGGGGCAGAGGCGAGCCUUCUAGGCCCCUCCACUAGAUCCGCCACUGUACAGGGUAUGUGUCACUUCGAAGGGUACAUGUGUGUGGUACAAUGCAAAGUACCCUUGCCACGCCUACCCCUGAAAAUUUUACAAAUGAACUAAAUUAAUAUCAACUCAACAACAUUUUAACUGACUGCUUUAAUUCUCACACAGGUGCCGCAGUUCAUUUGGCUUCUCUUUUGGCGGCUUAUGGAUAUAUUUUUUCAAUUACUGAUCACCAUUUAAUGGUUAAAGACGAUGCUUCAUAUUACAGAUUUCAGGUGUGUUGAACUUUGACUGACGAAAGAUCUUUUAAAUAUUUUCCAAGAAUAUUUUUUAUUUUGCUUAAAUAAUGCAUUCUACCCUAACUAUCCUGUUCUUAUUUUAGACACCAUUCUUUUGGCUAUCAAACAAUUGGGAACCAGAGAGUGUAGAUUAUGGUAAGGUAUUAUAAUAUACUUAAAGAUCACAGCCCAUUUCACAACUGAAAUAGGUCCUUGGCAGCUUGUAGCCUACAAAGCAGGCGUGUGUUGGAGCGGAAUCCAUGAAUUGUUUUCAGGGAUGACGUUGUCCUGCCAUCUUGUACGUUAAUACUACCAGAGAGUUGGGACGAGUCAAAAGUGUUUUUAAGGGAGAGGUAGAUGGGUUUAAAAUAGGGGAGGGGAGGAAAAAUACUCUCCUCUCUCCUCCCCACCCCUCCCCCCUUCCACCGCUCCUCCCCCUUAGUCUUUUUCGUUGCUUUUCAAGAUGGCGGCCACGAUCAAUGUACCUCCAAGUUUUCGUUAAAAAACGCCUGCUCUGCAGGCUAGGCAGUUUGGGAUCUGCCGAACAUGCCAAAAUAACUAUUAAUAAUUUUAUUAUUGUAUACAACCCUAAAUAUACCAGAGAUCAUUAUCAUCAUCAUUAUUAUUAGAUUUGUUUUGGCGAGGAGACCUCAAGAAACCACCCCAGGCUUAUAACAGAGGCCACCUCAAAUAUUGAUAUAUUUAAAAGUAAAAGAAGUGCUGUGCUUGUGCUGCUUGAAAAAAAUUGCUGGACCACAUGCAUUGUGACUCAGCAAUUUUUUCCAUAUACUCCAUUCCAGCACCCAUAAAAUCGUAUCUGACUUUCACUUUAACGUUGGCUCUGUAGCAGAUUUCUGCGUGCUCUUUGGUUUCUAUUUGUGGUAUUGUUGUAUUCCAUAAUUGUUGCAUAAGCAGAUCAUGUGACUACAAGCUGCAUAGUCUAUAUUGUUCUCUUAAGAGCACUAUUAUUGUAAAUUACAUUAGGCAACUCAGUUUGUUUAACUUAAUUGUGUCAUCAAACUUUGUGGCCAAUCUGCCUAUUUGACAUACUUGUCAUAAAUAAGCCAGUACAGUGAGGAAAUGAGGUCACAGCAGCAGAUUAAUAAAUGAUUUUAAGUGGCCCUGCUUUUAGCCUAUAUUUUGGCUCCUGUAGCAUCAAUAGUACAUGUAGUCAAAGGUAUGUUUUAAAAUAUUUUACCCACAUUGAUCACCACAAUCAUUCUUUUUGAUAAACUCUGUUUUUUUAAUUUCUAGCGGUCUAUUUGUGUAAAAGAACUAUGCAAAAUAAAUCAAGAUUAGAAUUGGAUGACUAUGAAGCGGUGAGUGAGACGUAAAUUAAUCUAGUAUUACAAGUUCUGUUCUUGUCAUUUUUUGUAUUACAUGUAGUGUUUUUCUGUAAUUGUGGUUAUUUUUCUUUCGUUACAAGCAGCAUGCAAAGAAAGUUGUGUCCGAUAGCCUGGGACUAGUGGAUUUUGCUAUUGGGCUAGUGAAUUCUGGUCUUAAUUUGCCUGAUGGGCAAAUAAAUUUUGGGGCAAACUCACAUACAGAAGAACUGUAAUCAAUCCUGCUCAUCAAAAAAUUUUUUUCGGGCGAAUCAAAAUGACUCUUGGGCUAGUACAUGCUAGCUGCAACUUGCCUGAAUGGCAAGCUGUAAAACUGACUUUCUUUCCGCCCUGAUGAGGCUCUUAAUAUUGACUUCCUUUCAUUUGCAGGAAAAUCUAGCCAAGCUACAAAGAACGCUGUCCAGGAAAUGGGAAUUUAUAUUCAUGCAAGCCGAGGCACAAGCAAGGUGACUAUUUAACCCUUUAAGCCCCAAAAGAUCCGCAUACAAAUUCUCCAGACUGAUCUCCACCCAUUUCUUUUAAGAACAGUUGAGAGAAUUUGGUUGAAGAUCAAAGCAUUCUCCCUUUGGUAAUCAAUUGAGUAAUUCUCAUAACCUUUACUCUUGAUGAUCCGUUGAUGUUGUUAGGAGAAAAUUGAUGUUGGUCACUCUUGGGACCUGAAGGGUUAACAAUUUAUUAUUCCACGAGUACCUGUUGGAUUUGAGAUGGUAUAGAGCCAAUGAGGCACGUAGUGCUGAGUUGGCUACAAUCUUCUCAUAUCCAACAAGUGCAAGUGGAAUAAUUAGGGAACUUACGAACCACGACGACGACUUUGUCGACAACGAUCGGAAGUGAGUUACAGUUUACUGCGCAAGCGUGACCAGUAAAUUUCGUCAUUGUGGUGUCAUCGACGACGCCAUGAAACAGUAGAAUCACUUCAUCCUGCAAUCCACAAGCUUCUGUAGCUAUAAAUUAACUGUUUUAAGCGAUUUUUGAAGUCCUUUGCAUUUUCUUAUGCUCGUACAUCCAGGUAUCGUUCCUUUUUUCUCCUAACAAACGAUGUUGAUUGAAAAUUCGACUAAUGAAUUGAUUUUACUUCGAAGAAUGACAACAGCUGUGGAGGCCGAGCGAGCGAACUCGUAAGUGAUAAAUAUAUUUGUACGUAUUUAGGUAAGACAAAUCAUAUAUCUUAAAUAUAAAGGAAAUAAACUUUAUGUGGAAAACAGCUAUCACAUCAGAAUGUCUUUUUUUCCAAAUCUAAACUCUGACAGACACUCAGACUCGGUCAUCUCAUUCAGGUUGAAAGUUGAAUAAUCUCCGUAAGGAAAGCAGGUGUUUUCCCACUCAAAAAGGUCAGACAACACAAAAGUUCUUCAUAGUCAAUGAAGUUAGAUGUACGGCUUAAAAAAUAAGAUCCUGCAUUGUUUUACAAGACGUCGAAAAACUUUGUUGCGAACGAACAUCACAGUUUUACAUUUGUGUUUACAUUCAGUGCCAUCGUCGUCGACCUGCCGACCAACUGCAUCUUAAGUUUCCUUUUUCCCACCGAAACUGAUGUUCCUGUUCCAGUCUUUUCCCAGUUAACAGACGCCGUCGUCGUGAACUUCGUCAUGGUUCUUAAGUUCCCUAUGGUUUUAUUAGAAACGCCCACAAAAUAUCGAGAAUUCUUCUGGACCUAUGUAUAAAAACAUCCGAUUUUCAGCUUGUUUUUAAUUGUGAGUAGAUGCAUACAGUUACCAUAUUUGGAGAGCAAGGUAUAAUGACUCAUAAAUGAUGGCUAAGCUAAUCAGCACUCUAGAAUUGCGUUAUCCAAUGAUUCAGUUUUUAAUAAUACCAUUUAUCCACGAACGUUCCGCUAUUCAAAGUAUGAACACAGGAAACCAGUUCAACCAGCUCAAGUGACCACCCUAGUAUCCAAAAUACAACAAAUCGGUUUUCAGUCAAAGCACAGUAAAUGUACAUCUACGUAUGCGUAUUACCUUACUGAAAGUGUCAGUUACUUUUAACUUUUGCAGCCUCUCAUAAAUGACAAGUUCCUGAAAGUAACCACUAAAUCUUGUCAUUUUGGGUGGUCCCUUAUUGGAGGUUAGACUGUUAAUUGCGUUGUAAAAAAAAUUGCUGAAAACAUUAACCCUUUAAGCCCCAAUAUCCACAUACAAAUUCUCCAAACUGUUCUUUAUACAUUUCCUUAAGGAAUAAGUUGAGAGAAUUUGGUAGAAGAUCAAAGCAUUUUCUCUUAGGUGAUCAUUUUAUUAACUCUCAUAACCAUUUCUCUUGGUAACAUAUGGAUAUUGUUAGGAGAAAAUUGAUCUUGGUCACUAUCAGGACUUAAAGGGUUAAUAUGUUUGUUAUCUGGCAGAGUUGAUAAGAAGAGAGACAAAAUGGAGAGACAAAUACUAGACAGUCAAGAACGAGCAUUUUGGAAUGUCCAUAGACCACCAGUAAGAUAUCUUAUUACAUGUACCAGCUUCACCUGAUUACAUUAUGUAAAACAUGAUUGCCACGAAAAUGUAAAUCAUAUUCUGUAAAAUCUUCAAUAUAAUACAUAGAUUAACCCAAGACUAAAAGCGAAGCUCCCAUUAAUAAACUUGUUAGCGGAUAAGUUUAAAAAAACACAUAACCUCAACGGGUCAGCAAUAUGGUCAUAUGAUACUGAUCAGGGGAUACCCUGUUUUGACAGCUGUCAAUUGACCACAAUAGGGAUGUGCAAUAGGGUUUCCAUACUAGCUAGAAAGUAUGAGAUUUCAUAUUGGUUUUCAUAUUGGUUACCCUGUGGUUCAGACGGAUGGUCGGAGGAAGGUACGGUGACCACCAAAAUUUCUCAGAUCUAUAGAUAACCAAAUUUUCUUAGCCAUGGAGCUCUGCUUAUGCAUCUGCCACUAGUAAGCAGUCCCCAGGGCUGAAAUGAGACAUUUUUCCCGGUUAUGAUACAGAUUGCUUUCACCAUAAGGACCAUGAUACAAUUUUUUUCAUCAUUGUAACUCACCAAUUUCUUUUCACGUAAUUCUACCGGCUAUUUUGACUCACAUGCUAACCCAAGGAAGCAUAGCAAAGCCAAAAAAAUCAGUCUUUUUUAUGUUUUUACCUUCUUAAUUUCAAAUUUGAAAUUUCUUUUUGCUUCAGCUGAGUCUUCAUGUUGAUUAUACCCCUGGGUGAUUACACUCUGCAGAACUUCAUCUCCCUAUAUAUUUACAGUUCUAUUUUUGUUUUCUUUUAGCCAGGUUGUGUGUCUGUAACUGAAAUUGAUAUUAAAAAGGCCUGCAAAGCAGCUGAUACAUCUCCAAAAAGAAAGAGAAAGGUAUAAAGCAUCAUGUGCAGUGAACAUAAUUAUCAUCAUCAUCAUCAUCAUCAUCAUCAUUAGUAAAAUCGAACUAGUGGUCUAUUAUCAAUGCUGCAUUCUGAUUGGUUGAGCUACCACUAGGCUGAAUGUUAUAGCCCACUAAUAGCAAAAAGCGCUGCCUUUUUGGCGGCAAAAAAUGGAUUAAAGUCUAGCUUUAACCGGCUAAAGUUGUUUUGUCUUGAUAUUUUUGACCAGCUAGUUGAAUUUUACUAAAACAGUUAUUCCUCUCGCCCUCAUGGCCUCUGAGUCAAUAGAGAGUUUUAGAUCCGAGUUUACCACAAACCUCUAACCGCGGUUUGCCAUUACCCGUUUGCGGUUCGAUGAUCAAACAUUAUUCGAUUUAGAUUGGUGGUGAAUUAAAGAAGCCAUUCUAGGUUUAUUUUUCCAUUUAGAAAUAGAAGAAAUAUCAAUCAGUGAAAAUAAAAGAAAUUUACGGUAACACUGGGUUAUCUAGCAGCAAAGAGCUGUAAAUUCUUAAAUGAGUUCUUUUUGCAAAUUUACGGCCGCCAUUUUGAAUCAGCAGCCGUGAAUAGCCCUUGUUUUCAAGAUCCAAUAGGAUUUAUCAAAUUUAGCCAUUUUGCCCGAAUUUGUGCCUCUGCUAAUGGAUCAAGACUUGUUCCACAAGAUUUUUCUAUCAUUACGUGAGAUACAACAAGAAUUAUACGUUAAAAGCUUUCAGGUAAAUGACAUACGUGAAAACAUACCUCCCCACGUUGAAAAUGCACGUCGUAAACCUCAAACGUGACGCGAAAGACUUGUCACGUGACCUCCAACGGUUAGAGGUUUCGCGGUAAACUCGGAUCUAAAACUCUCUAAUAGCCCAUUUGAGCUGGACGAAUAAUUGUUAAUUAUCAUCAUCCUCAUCAUCAUCGUCUCCUUCUUUUUCACCAUCACUAAUAAUUGCGAUAAUUGUGAUCAUUAUUAUUUCAAAUUGUCCGUUAGCAUUCCUUCUAAUUUUUUUCCACUUCUAUCAUAAGAUCAUUGAGUAGAUUUUCCUCCUGGGCAAGUAACCCUUUAAGCUCACUUUCCCCAAUGGGUAAGGAUCCAGGCAAGUAAAAUCAUGAACUAAGACAAGCAAACAAGGCCCCGAGCAAGAACAAUCAGGAAUUCAAGUUGGCUUUGAGCCCUGGAAACAGGCACAAAAUAUUAACAUAAAGCAAUGUAAUAAUUUCUGCUUGUCUGUUUCAGGACCGUUUUUGGAAUAAUGAUUCAUUGUCUUCCUCAUCUGCUUUGGAUGGAAUUAAAGAGGAGGUAGAAAUCUUUAACAUCGAUAUGGGCAAAGUACAAUCAUGGACAAAAGUCUUGGGUCAAAUUUGCAUUUGUUGCACAUUUCUCAAUACUCAGGAUUUGGCGAGAAACAUGCGCCCGGUUUCCAAGCGCGGGAAAAAAUAUAACCGGUGCACGUGUGAAAAGCACGUGACACUUGUUGGGGCCGGGUCUAGAAAGGGUUUAUAUUAUUAUUACACUAUGCCCAACCCUCCCCCCGACCCACAUACAGUGUUGGAACCCAUGAAUCAGCUUAAGGUGUUUCCAUAUAGUAUUUUAUAGACCAUACCGAUAUUUUUCCAUCUGCUCUAAUGUGAUUCUAUCCUCAUCCGAUUGCCAUAAGAUAUUCACCAGUAAGUGGCUUUUAAAGUUUGUUGAAAUGUAGUUUUAAGUUAAAUCGAUAUUACCAUGACAGUGGUAAAAAAAAAACCGUGAAAUCAGUUAAAGACGAAUUUCGUGCAAUCGAGACCUUUCACUGAAAAUCCAGAGUCACCUUGUCGUGAAAAGUUUAAGGCGAUUGAAAAAUAUGGGCAUGGUCUCCAAAAGACGGUAUCAAAACACCUUAAAUGUUCCAACAUCGUACUGAGCAUGGGGGUGAAAAUUGCAAGGCAUUAAUUAAUUUUGUAAAAAUUAACAUAACACUUCAUUAUGAAGGCAUCCUGAGUUCACAGGUAAUAGCACACUCUCCCAAGGUGUUUUGUUCAGGAUUGUAUUUCAGCUGUCCAGUGCGAAAACAAGUUGAUCAAUGCAUUCUGUAUUGUAUGCUUAAUUGGUAAAUUUUAUUACCUUUUUUUUACUUAAGGUGAAAGAAUUACGGGAGCAGUUCCAUAAAAGGCGAAUGAAGACUUCACAGGCUUCAGAAAGGUAGGUAACACUUUUGUAAUUAUUGCCAAAAACAAUUUGUGGCCAGAAAUGGUCAGGGAACAAAUUCUUCAAGGUCAGGAAAUUUCACCUUGAGUCGGGGAAAGGAUACUUAUUUACUGCCAUUUUAGUGAAUGGAAUAGAAGUAAAAUAUUAUUUAAUGAAAUCGAACUAUAAGCUGAUGCUGGGUUUCCAAGAAAAUCAAUCCUUUAACCACAUUACGUUAUCAAUUUGUGACUUGCUGAAUGCAGAAAUGAAUGGGUAAAGAGAGACGGCUUAGACGGGAGUUUGGAGGCCAUUAUCAGGACUGAUUUGUGAAAUUUUUAAUUCAGUUGAUCAGGAAACGUUUAUUUUUUUCUCGGAAAAGACAGGGAAUGUCAAAAACCCAUGGCAGUAGCAACCAUAUCAGUGCCUAAGAAAUAAACAAGGAGAUGGGGAGGGGGCGGGGUGGUAACUGUGAGAAUAAAAGAAAACAAAGUAGGAUAAAGAUGAGAGGGAGCUGGGAAAUAGAAAGGUAUACACUAAGAAAGGAGAGGGUAGAAACUGGUGGUGUUAUAGUGAUAUGAACAUCCCCGUGGUUUGGGCAUCCCUAUUCCCAAAACCGUAGUGAUAUGGGCAGAGAAAGGGCGGGAAUGAGAGAGUAAGGGGCUUGAAAUAGAAGAGAAAAUGAGAACUGGCGGAGAAAGAAGGUAUUAACUGAAGGGUGAAAGGGAGGGAACUGGAGAAGUGGGAGGGAAUUGAGAGAGAAAGGGAUGGGAACUGUAGAGAAAGGGGAUUUGAACAGGGUGGGGAACGAGCAGGAACUUUGAUGAAAAGGGAUUGGAGCUCAACCAUCUCCCGUGCAACACUCAUGCAUGAGCUGUAUUCCCAAUACUUUUGCUUUUCUAUCUUUUGUUGGCAGUUUUGUUCAAAGAUGUGAGCAAUAUGCUGAAUAUGAUGCCUUCAUCUGUACACCAGACCCUUCAAAUCCAUGGAUUACAGAUGAUGUUACUCUUUGGGAACAGGAUAAAAGUUUGUACGUCAGUUAUGUAUCAACAGAUUUAUUCACGCCUUCAAAAUCAAAUAAUUCUAUCUUUGUUCUGUGUUAACCAAGAAGCUGAUGACAUGAUGAUCCUUAUUAGAACAAACGAGGUUCAGUUAUCGUGUAUGUAAACCCUAGGGAUAAUGUUUCGUUUUACAAUUGCUUUUUCCCCCGGGUAGUAGUCCCUAUUAUGACCCAUACGGGGAGGCUUCACCUGAAAGGGAAACCUUUUUCAGCUGAUGCCAUGAUGUUUCUUAUUAGGACUAAGGAGGUUCGUGUAUCGUGUUUGUAAACCCUAGGGAUAAUGUUUCUCGUUACAACUGCUUUUUCUCCCUGGGGAUACACCCUAUUUGGACCCGUACGGGGAGGCCCCACCCGAAAGGAGAACCACUUUUUAGGUUCCAGAAAUAUGAAAGGGUAUGGAUUUCAUUACUUGAAAUAUAUGAAAGGGUAGGAAAUCUGUCAUUGUGGUCUGUGAAAGGACCUAACAGUGCUAACAGGCGCAUUAUAUGGUUAUGAAAAAGACAAGAAGAACUUCCUGGUUUAGUGAUCUAUUCAUAUUUAAAAGACGGUGCGCUUACAGCAGUUAAAAGUGAUGCAGCGUUCUAACCUAGUGUGUGAAUAUGUGAAGGGGGGUACCAUUUGUUAGUAAAAGGUCUACUAAUAGGGUGCCUGUUCUGUCAAGAAUGGUAUUUGAAAGGCUAAGGGUUUUACCCCUGGGUGGAGCCUCCCCGUAUAAAGUUUUGUGGGGUACCCCUUGGGGCUUCUUUCUCACAUAUGACUUCAAAAUAUUAUAACCCUUUCUAAUGCUUCUAUUAAAAGAGUGAUUGUUUAAAGUGCUGACAUCUUUUCGCUAAAUUUCUUGUUAUACUAGCACGGUUUUCAUUGGACUAUAAGUCGACAGUUUCUUAGUCUCCCUCGCAGCUGUUUUUGUCUCGUCACGCAACUCUCCUGUUGGGGAGGAGCGUUGCAUGACGAGACGGGCGAGACUAAUAGUUUCUUUUUUAAAAGUAUUUUGAAAGAUUACUCCACCACGGACCCAUUAUUUACCUCGCUUUGCACAAUAUUUUCAGGCAUUAUGUACCUCCUCGUCGUGUUAAGAUGUGGGGAUUUUCUUUAUCUGAACUACUCGCUGAUCCUCUGGGAAGAAGACACUUUACACGGUUUUUGGAGAAGGAAAUAAGCGCUGAAAAUCUAGGGUGAGAACUUUGCUCUUUCUUGUUAGUAUAAAGAUUUUUCCCCGUAAGGUGCUGUCAGUUUGACUGUCAAAUAGUUAAAGUUUGAGGUUUUUAAGUUUUCUGCUUUAUGAUUCGCCGAAAAGGUCUCGUGUCGCUUUGUCAACCAAUCAGAAGUUGAACCAGAGCAAAUCGUAAAUUGUUUUUAUUCAUCAAUCCAUGAAGCCUUAUAUUUAUUUAUUUAUUUAUUUAUUCAUUUAUUUAUUAUUUAUUUAUUUGUGGAGGCGUGUGUGAAGGAGCGCUUAACACCUCGAACUCCGGAUCUGGAGGUCGGGGGUAACCGGUUCAAGCAAGGAACAAGGAAGGAAGACAAGGAACUUUACUCCACUUCAAGGCUGUCAUUAAGGGCCGGGGACCGGGGGUUUCCCCCGCCUUCCAUGAGUAUAACCCCCGGCUACUUCCAUAGGAAAAUAGAAGAAAAUAGAACCAAAAGAAAUCCCUAACUGCUUAAUUCCCCGCCCACUUGUUGUAUUUACCUGGCAACUUGAAAUCAGUUAUCUUAGUGAAAGCCCUGCCACUUGUCUCUCUUCACCCAGGUGUGUAAAUGGGUACCGGCGACAUGCUGCUGGCGGGUAACCCUGCGAUGGAUCAACAUCCCGUCAAAGGGGAAUGGGGGGUGGCAAUACUACUAGGCAAGCUUCAUGCUAAAGAAACCGAGAUAAGCUCUGGCCUUUUGGGUCUUUAGCUCGUGUGCGCCUUUACCUUUUUUACCUUAUGUUAUUUUAUUCUUAACUGCACAGAGUGAUUACGUCACUACCAGAUCUAACGGUUUCAUGUCUCUAUACACUGACCGAAUAAACCUUUUAUUAAAAGUGAUAAAUCUGGCUUAAAGAAACAUUUAAAUUUACAUUGUGCAAAUAUACUGUACUGUAAGCUAAUGCAUUUCGUUACUAUAUUCUGAUUGCCAUUUUAGAUUCUGGCUAGCUUGUGAACAACUGAAAGCGACGCCAGUGAAAAACGUCCCAAGUAAAGCCCAAGAAAUAUUUAAGUAAGUAGUCCCUGCUCUUUUUUACGGGUAUUAAAAGCUACUUUUAAGCUCAACGGAAAGUAAGAGAAAAAGGAAUCCGUUGUCUCACUUGAGAUGGAACUCGGAACCUCUUGCACAGGCUGCCCACUAACCAACUGUAAUAAUCCGUCUUCCUCGUUAAACCAUUUUGUGAAACACCCUAUGAACUAUUCAUUUUUAGACAUGAUGGCUUAAAAACAAUUCGUAAGACGAAAUAUUUGAAGAAAGGACUAAAAUCACUCUGUUUAUUUAUUUAUUUAUUUAUUUAUUUUCUUCAGUGAAUAUUUAUCUGAAAGUGCAACGUCGCCAAUAAACGUGGAUUGCAAGACCAGAGAAGAAGUGGAAGUAAACUUGAAACAUCCUGGACGAUACAUGUUUGACGCAGCCCAGGUAUUGCACAAAAUCGGAUAUUUUAAAAGCGCUUGUGAUGAAUUAACUGGUGUUCUAUGGAGAACGGGCGCUUUUUUUGCGUUUUUCAGGCGAACAAAGUACGAACAUGGCGUAGAGCCUUCCCCCACGGCGCGUGUUGUGCGCUCCUCGUUCGCUUCCCGCUUGCCUUCGCUCGCCUGAAAAUUGCGGAAAGCUAACGCCUGUUUUGCAGACUACACAUGGACUGGACUGUUCUUGGUUUUUUCUAGUCUGCUACACAGCCGUUUUCAGUGUCGUCACGCAACGCUCCUCCCCACUAUUAGUGGGGACGAGCGUUGCGUGACGACACUAAAAACGGCUGUGUAGCAGACUAGGUUUUUUCCCGCCUAUUCAGAUGCCCCGGUAUUAAAGCCUGUCCUGUGAGUAGCAUUCCACGAGGACGUUCUUGGACGUUCUUCCGAACCGCCUAAGUCACUGACUGAAAAAUCAUCUUUCUGAUGUAUUUACCUGGCUCCAAAUUCACCAUCACAUUUCUGUCAUUCGCAAGUCAUUCAAACAAAGAAAUGUCAUCUGAUUUUUAACAAAAAUAACCAGCAACACUGUUCUACAUCUUUUUAUUAUUUCCAUUCCUAGGAUCACAUUUUCCAGUUGAUGAAGUCGGACAGCUAUCGACGUUUCAUCCGCUGUGAUCAAUAUAAAGAACUUUUAAAGGCUCCUGCUAAUAAACAGAAAAGGUUGGUUAGCUAAGGAAUAACUUGUUAACUUCCGAGUGUCAAUUCCCGCGGUUUCCCUAGUCUAGACUAAAAUCAUCAAACCACUGAUAAGUUUCUUGGAAAAUUAUUAGUACCCUAUUCUAGAGCCCUUUCCACUAAUCCGUUUUCAAAACGAUAGAAUUACAUGUUGUGAGGUAAGUUGAACUCUGUGUGCAUUCUACAAACACACGCACCUGUGAUAUUUUCGGUCAUCUUUUUCAUUUUGAUGCGUUUUCGACCUGCCACGCUGAUACGAUUUGUAUGCGUUUUCGUUUUGAUCCACUUUCCAGAGCGUUUUUCGAAAUUUAUUGAAAACGCACACGGCCUUAUAUAGCCCAUAUAUGGCAGUAACCCUCCCCCUUGGCCUUCCCGCGGAUCAAAUCAAUUCUAUAUUUAGACACGUAACACCCAGGAGCACCAAAGUUCUCGUUAAAACGUGUACGUGUAUACAAAUUUUAAAAAAAAUUUAAAAGUACACUAGUAACCUGUACAUUACUAGUAUUAAAAUGCUAACUGUAAAUUUACAAGCCCUACACUUAAUUGAUUAUAUUCAACAAACGCUGAGAACGAGCGCAAAUAUCUUUGUUCAUGUUUUACUAAGUUUUCAUUGUUGUUCCUUUUCAGCCCACUUCCCACAAACCCACUGCAUAAUUUGGCAAGGAUUGCAGGCAUAUGAAUCUACUUUCACGGUUCGUGCAUGGCGGCAUACAUGUUAGCCCAUAUUGCCUUGUUAUAGUCAUUUUGUUCUUUAUGUUUUUUGCAAGCUAUAAGCUGUUACCUGAUUUAUUUUUUAAUUGAUAGGUCGAAAAAACUAAGCUGCUUGUUAUUUUUAGGUUAUUUUAUAAAGCAUGGCGUUUAAUGUUAUUUCACUCUUAAACUCACUAAAACCCCUAAACAGUAUGGAAUUUCUGCGCUUGUUUCUCUGACGUCAUUGGCGGGGAAACCAGUGGUAGCGUCGCCAAAUGUCGGCUGUUUUUUCAGGCUACUGUAACUCUAGCAAGGUUGUCCCGGAUUUCAAUGUGCGUAAACUAGUUUCCUUUUCUGUGAUGUUUUCUGAAAAUCAACGAAAACAAUCUCUUCUAGCCGGGCGAUGGUAUAAAUUUUUUUUGCAGUAAUCAAUAAAGGGAUCCGUAAAAUAUUUUUGCUCGCUUAAGUAUACAAUACUGGCUAACAAAAAAAAAUAAUAAUUUGUUGGUCAAUUUGGUCGACAGAAUUUUCGAUUCCAAGUUAAGUGGUCUGCAUUUUUUACUCUGAAUUACUGCCGUAUAGGACAUAUUUUGACAUGGUUUUUCGCCAGAAAUCAAAAUUUCCCAAUGCUUGUAGCGGCUACAGCUGUGGAAUAAUUCAGUAAUAACGGCUGUCUACAUAAAAAUGGAUUUUCACUCUCUCCAGGUCCUCCGCAAAAUUUUGACAACCACUCCCCAGUCUCCUGCUAGUGGGGGCCUGGGAGCUUGGUUGAAUUGUUUUCUUCAGGAAGUAGAAUUUGUUAUAAUUUUUUCUGUAUUUUUAUUACGAGCGGUGCCUGAUAAUUGUAAAUAGUGAGCGUUGUCUUUUCGUAGCCGUCUAUUGAUGGGCCACAAGAGUUUGUUAAAGCUUAACGACCCUACAAACGGCUUAAAACAGCAAAGCAACUUAGAGCCAGGGCCUUCUUGAAAAUGAUGUCAUGGAUCCGCUGCCAUUUUGAUUGGAUUGGACUGCUGGACCCGGUUGCUAAAGCAACUUAAGAUAAAGUGCAAAUUUUCUGCAACCGUUUCCCUUAUUCUGAUUAUUUCUUUUACGUUGACGUUUAGACGAGCCAUUUUGAGGAUUGGCUCGAGUCUGGGUAGGUGUUGGUAUUGUUGGUAUACUUGCAAUAUUCGCCACUUUAGAGAGGAGACUGGACGGAGUCAACUUUCACAAUGACUUCUGGGGUAGCCUCCCAUGCAGACGUUCUUAGGGGUUCUUCACGCGUUCCAGGAACUCGUGACGAACCCCUAAGAACAUCUGCGCGGAAGGCUAGGACUGUUACGGGAAAUUCGUAUGUCGCAAUAACCCACGCGAAACUCGUUUUUUUAUUAGCGUCACUCAAGUUAACCUCUGUGGGGCGGAGUAAGAAACUGGACGUGAGACCCGCCGCGAAUAUGGUCGUGAAGGUCCCUUCUUUGUUCUUUUUUUUCUUCUUCUUCUUUCCGUAUUGCCCGGUUUUGUUUUUAAAAUUAUAUUGAAAAGCGUAUUGAACAUUAUUUCGGCCGCCGGAUUAAGAAAAAAAAUACAAACAGGGUAGUUUGCGUGCAAAUUUUCAUACUUCAGGGCUGAGUUGCUCAAAGCAUGGUUAGCUUUAACCAUUGGUUAAGCAGCAUCAAAACCAAUACGUUGUCAAGGUACUAAACGCUGGUUAACGCUAACCGUGCUUCGAGCAACUGGGCCCAGGUCGUAGAACUGAGCUGAGAGUGGUUUGGGAAACAAAUCUUGACCCAGUUACGUAAUAGCCAAUAAAAGAAGCGAUCAUGUCCUCGAAACAUCCCCAUGGCCCAGUCUCUCGCCCCACCGCUAAAGGGCCAAUAGGAAACACUUAUGGAGCAGGAUAAUAUACUAUGUCAAUUUAUCCACCUUGACGGAGAGAACAUGAAUUCGUUGAAACGUUUGCAAAAAUUUCCCACUUUAUCGAAAGUUGCUUCAUGCAGCCGUUACCUGGUUCCUUUUAAACGAAGGCUUCUCGCGAGUUUCUUAAUAGUCUUAAUACCGUGUGGCACGAAAUUUUUGCGGGUUCUAAUUUUUGUGAUUUUUCCAGCGAUCCGCAAAAAUAAGUUCCCGUAAAUAAAAAUUACCGUAAACAAAUUUUCUAACUUACAUUCGCUACACAAUAAUACAGUACUAAGAAAUCAUGUCUGUUUAAUCACUUGUCUCUUUCAUUCGGAAACAAAACGGUAUACAACGAAAUACUGGUUUAUUGUUUGAAAAUGUGCGUUUUUAUUGCUCGUACUCAAUAAAAACGAAAAUAUUAUCAUUGCUGGGUACUGGGUACUUUCUGAAAAUCGCAAAAAUUAAUUCCCAGCAAGAAAAACCAAUCUUUCCUUAUCGCAAAAAUGAACUACCGCAAAAAUUUCGUGCCACACGGCAGUAGCUUAUUGUUAUUGAGAGAAGCCCAUAUGGCCCUUGUUAUACAUUCGAGAUACGUUGUAGCUCAUUGUUACACACAGAAGCCCAUAUAGGCUCCUGUUAAACAACUGCCGAUUAGCUUUUGGUGCCAACAGAAAAAGCUAUUCGUUGUAAUAUGAACACCUAUCGAUGUGUGACUCUCCUCUUAACCCUUUAAGCUCCAAGAGUGAUCAGCAUCAAAUUUCUCCGUGUAAUGUCGAUGCUUUGUAAAACUGAGUGGACAUGAGAAUUAAGGAUAUGAUCACACAAGAUGAAUUUGCUUGAUAUUUUAUCGACUUCUCCCCACUACUUCUAUAGGAAAUGAAUAGGGGCAACAAAUGAGAAUUUCAGUUUUGAUCCUUGGGUUUGAAGGGUUAAGCGAUCGGCGCGCGCAGCUUUACUCGGUCACGGAAAUCGCGCCCAAAUCACCGUCCUUGUGUGUGAACCGAAGCCCUUAUCCAGUGUGGUUAUCCUGCCAGCUUAACCCUUUAAGCCCCAAUAUCCACAUAUAAAUUCUCCAUACUGAUCUUAAUACAUUUCUUUAAAGAAUUAGUUGAGAGAGCUUGAUAACAGAUCAAAGCAUUUCCUCUUUACUGGUCAUUUUAUUAACUCUCAUAACCAUUUCUCUUGGCAACAUAUGGAUAUUGUUAGGAGAAACUUGAUGUUGGUCACUAUUGGGACUUAAAGGGUUAAAAGCUAUCCUGUAUAGCGUGAACACGCCUCAGAUACGUUUUACCUUGGCAUAGCAGCUUCCCUAGUCCGGUCCAAGGUUCCAAAAUGCUUUGUUGAGAUAAACGCCAAAUAACUUAACAGCUAGGAAAUUAAUAUAAUGAUUGUACGAUAAUAGAAAAUGAAUGGAACAUUGCUGUAUUAAGAGUUAUUAGAGUUGUAAUUGUGUCAAUAACAAAAUGCUUGAAUCUGAUUGGUUCUUAACAGCCAAUAUUUAUAGCUUAACUUUGCUAUUGUAACUCCAUAAUUGUCCGAUUACCAGGAGCAUGUAAUCGGAUAGGUCAAAUCAGACAGUUAAACAACCAAUGAAAAUCAAGUGGCAAAUGCCACUAGCCAAUGAAAUUUGACUACAUAGCACGUGAUAACCAAUCAAAAUCAAUGAAAAAAUAGUGACCAGGUAAGCUAUCCAGCUUCAACUGGAAAAAAAGUGGAUUAAACUAACUGGUCCAAUGACUUAUAUUUACAUUAAUAAAUAUUCCAAGACUGAAAUUCUCGCAUUUUGUUAUUGACAUAAUUAAUUGGUAAUAAGACUUCGUGUAGUACAAUUUAGGGGUAAUUGGCCUCGUAAUUUCAAAUGGGAGCGCGUAUUUGA
Molecule: messenger RNA, 26052 nt
Organism: Porites lobata
Lineage: Eukaryota; Metazoa; Cnidaria; Anthozoa; Scleractinia; Poritidae
Source: the annotation of a GenBank genome assembly